AUGUUGACCAGUCUACUGGGUUCUCUAGCAUGGGCUAAUGUGAUCGAACCACGAGAAGAGAUUGGUGAAGCGCUCAUGCAAUAUGGAUACAACCCGCCACGUGUCAAUCCCGAUUAUUGUGUUGGCUUCCGUAUCACGUACCCCACUUUCCCUGGUCUCGUAUUCGAAGCGGGCUCUGUUCAAGAAUUAAAAUGGGAAUUGGAUGCUGGCAUUCCCCAUUCCCCUGAUAUCAUUACACGUAUUCGCAUUCUCAACAGCACCCAGCACAACCAAUACGUCAUUGGACAAAACAUCAAUCUAUAUACGAAUGGUAACCGAGGCGAGGUGAUGUUCCCUCUUCAUAUCGAAGACGUGACAGGCUACUAUCAUUAUCGUAUCAUGGUCAAUUAUCCAGGAACUUCAACCCAUUGUGUGUAUGAAUCGGUGCCAUUCAUGAUUGUGCAGAAUCCUUGGUCCAAGUAUUUUGCAGGGGGUGAACGUGGUGCAUUUGUCCCACCCGAAUUUCAACAACAAUUGGAUCAACAAGCACCGGCAGCCGAUGGUGAUACGAAGGAAAGCAGCAGCAGCAGCAGCAGCAGCAGUGAUGAUUCACCAAACGAGGAGUCGUCUAGUGAUAAUGAGGAGGAGAAGAAAAAGGUCGUUGAACCUGCUGUAGAAUCAGCUGUAAGCGAAUAA
Messenger RNA from Lichtheimia ornata, 675 nucleotides. RefSeq lists its product as uncharacterized. Lineage: Eukaryota; Fungi; Mucoromycota; Mucoromycetes; Mucorales; Lichtheimiaceae. The transcript is spliced from 3 exons. The record is from RefSeq and is a predicted model, not a curated record. Bases 1 to 675 code for a protein of 224 amino acids.